Messenger RNA from Microthlaspi erraticum, 1020 nucleotides. The record is from the annotation of a GenBank genome assembly. Lineage: Eukaryota; Viridiplantae; Streptophyta; Magnoliopsida; Brassicales; Brassicaceae.
AUGUGCUCGUUAUCGAUGCAAUUCUCACUCUUCCAAUCACCAUCUCGCUCCUCGUCGUCAUUUUCAGCAAUCCAUGAACCUAAACUCUGCACUUCCUCUGUGAGCUUCCCGUUGAAAGUAAAGUCAAGGACUUUCAGUCGAAAUUUGGUCUUAAGAGUUAAAGCCUAUGGUUCCUCAAAUAGUCAGCCUUCUGAUUCCUCUGCAGAGUCCACACCUCCCAAUGGCACUCGGCCUAAAACUAGGAGGGAUAUACUACUGGACUAUGUACAGAAUGUGAAGCCAGAGUUUAUGGAGAUGUUUGUUAAACGUGCGCCUAAACAUGUUGUUGAUGCAAUGAGACAAACAGUGACGAAUAUGAUAGGAACGCUGCCUCCGCAGUUUUUCGCGGUUACAGUCACCUCUGUUGCUGAAAACCUUGCGCAGCUGAUGAUGAGCGUGUUGAUGACUGGAUAUAUGUUCAGAAACGCUCAGUACCGUCUUGAGCUGCAACAGAGUUUGGAGCAAGUUGCUCUUCCUGAACCUCGUGAUAAAAAGGAGGAUGAUGAUCAAGACUAUGCACCCGGAACACAAAAGAACGUUUCAGGGGAAGUGAUACGGUGGAACAACGUUUCUGGUCCUGAGAAAAUCGAUGCGAAAAAGUAUAUCGAGCUUCUUGAAGCAGAGAUCGAAGAGCUAAACCGUCAAGUGGGGAGAAAAUCCGCGAAUGAGCAGAACGAAAUCUUGGAGUAUCUCAAAUCUCUCGAACCUCAAAACCUCAAGGAGCUAACAAGCACUGCAGGGGAAGAUGUUGCGGUGGCGAUGAAUACAUUUAUCAAGCGGCUUCUAGCUGUGUCUGAGUCAGACCAAAAGCAAAUGAAGACGAAUGUGACGGAGACAAGCGCAACGGACCUUGCGAAAUUGUUGUAUUGGCUAAUGGUGGUUGGAUAUAGCAUUCGGAAUAUCGAGGUCCGGUUUGAUAUGGAACGUGUGCUUGGUACUCAUGCCAAGCUCGCUGAGUUGCCUCCUGGAGAACUUAUUUGA